UUUUCUCCUAUUUGCUGUUCUCUACAUAGUUUCCUACUUCAUAAUCACAAGAUACAAAAGGAAAGCAGAUGAGCAAGAGGAUGAAGAUGCCAUCGUUAACAGAAUAUCGCUGUUCUUGAGCACCUUCACUCUAGCAGUUUCAGCUGGUGCAGUCCUGCUUCUACCUUUCUCAAUAAUCAGCAAUGAGAUCCUGCUUUCUUUUCCACAAAACUACUAUAUUCAGUGGUUAAAUGGCUCACUAAUUCAUGGUUUAUGGAAUCUUGCUUCUCUUUUUUCAAAUUUAUGUUUGUUUGUGUUGAUGCCCUUUGCCUUUUUCUUCCUGGAAUCAGAAGGAUUUGCUGGCUUAAAAAAGGGCAUCAGAGCACGCAUUUUGGAAACCCUUGUAAUGCUUAUUCUUCUUGCACUGCUUAUCCUUGGAAUCGUGUGGGUGGCUUCAGCACUCAUAGACAAUGAUGCUGCCAGUAUGGAGUCUUUGUAUGACCUCUGGGAAUUCUACCUCCCGUAUUUAUAUUCCUGUAUAUCACUGAUGGGAUGCUUGUUACUUCUCUUAUGCACGCCAGUGGGGCUUUCACGGAUGUUUACAGUAAUGGGUCAGUUGCUGGUGAAGCCAACAAUCCUUGAAGACCUAGAUGAGCAGAUGUAUAUCAUCACUUUAGAGGAAGAAGCAAUUCAGAGGAGGCUUAACGGUGUAUCUUCCACGGUGGAAUACCAGACAGUAGAGUUGGAACGGGAGCUUGAAAAAGUGAAAAGCAAGAAAAUGAAUCUAGAACGGCGGAAAAAAGCUUCUGCUUGGGAAAGGAAUUUAGUCUAUCCAGCUGUUAUGAUAUUGCUACUGAUUGAGACAUCCUUCUCGGUCCUCUUAGUCGCUCUCAACAUUCUUUACCUGUUGGUUGAUGAGACUGCAAUGCCAAAGGGAUCAGGGGGGCCUGGAAUAGGAAAUGCCUCCCUAUCCACCUUUGGUUUUGUGGGAGCAGCACUUGAAAUCAUUUUGAUUUUCUAUCUUAUGGUAUCCUCUGUCGUCGGCUUCUACAGUCUUCGUUUUUUUGAAAAUUUCACUCCCAGGAAGGAUGACACAACUAUGACAAAGAUCAUUGGAAACUGUGUCUCAAUCUUGGUGCUGAGCUCUGCUUUGCCAGUGAUGUCAAGGACACUGGGAAUCACCAGAUUUGAUCUGCUUGGAGACUUUGGAAGGUUUAACUGGCUGGGAAACUUCUAUAUUGUGUUAUCUUACAACUUGCUCUUUGCUAUCAUGACCACGUUGUGUCUGGUCAGAAAGUUCACUUCUGCUGUGCGAGAAGAGCUCCUGAAGGCAUUAGGAUUAGAUAAACUUCAUCUGUCAAACAAUCCAAGAGACUCAGAGACAAAGCCGUCUGCAAAUGGGCAUCAGAAAACACUGUGAUUAACGAUCACCUGCAAUCAACAGAGCUGAAAACACCAACCUCAUGGCAUUCC
Balearica regulorum gibbericeps (East African grey crowned-crane) is the source of this 1452-nucleotide messenger RNA. The record is from RefSeq and is a predicted model, not a curated record. NCBI's taxonomy places the organism in Eukaryota, Metazoa, Chordata, Aves, Gruiformes, Gruidae.